Bipolaris oryzae ATCC 44560 is the source of this 405-nucleotide messenger RNA. RefSeq lists its product as uncharacterized. The transcript has 3 exons. Lineage: Eukaryota; Fungi; Ascomycota; Dothideomycetes; Pleosporales; Pleosporaceae. Bases 1 to 405 code for a protein of 134 amino acids. The record is from RefSeq and is a predicted model, not a curated record.
AUGUUGACUACUAUUAUUCUCGGUCUUGCACUCGCAGUAACAAGCCUUGCCCAAGCACCAGAAGGGCACCGCACUGUCUACAUCACCUCAGCUCAAGAUGCCAACUUCGUCGUCGUUCCAAAAUCGCGCACCGCAGGCGCACCUCUCGUAGUCCAAUCUCUAAUCAAAUCCCCUUCACAAACAUGGUAUCUUGCUGCGCCAUCAAACGGUACCUCGAUCCAACUUGCCUCUACAACUCUAUGCAUGGACGCUGGCCCCAAAUCAGGCACAGGUACUAAGCAGUGUCUCGAUCUACAGUACAUAAGGGCUGUGGAGAAUAACCCUGUGGGUAUGUAUAAUUGCGCGGGGUUGGGGAAUACGGGAGCGAAGGAUAAAGGAAUUAAUUGGCCGCUUAAGGAUGCUUGA